GCCCUGAAUGAUUCGCACCAGCAAAUGAUGGUCCACUGGGUCGGCGAGUCGAGUGAUGUGAUAAUUUGCUUGUCUCGGGAUUCAACGGCGUCCAAAAUUCAAGAGAAACUUGGUGGCAACCAGUCAAAAUUGGUACCUCCUUCCUCAUCGGUUUAUAUUUCUUAUGACUAUGGCGACACUUUCGUCAAUAAAACUUCAAUGUUUGCUUUGGUCAACGGAUCGAUUGCUUCGAUGGACAAAUAUUACACACAUCCUAAAUUCAAUGCAUAUUUCGUUUUCCGUGAUCUCUACUACAAGGUGUUGUUUGUGACGAGGGACAUGGCUGGAACUUUCAUCAGGCGGGACAUCCCAUUUACACCUUCCGAUUUGUAUUUCCAUCCCGAAGACCCGGAAACAUUUUUGGUGCACGACGAAGUUGAUGAACAGAAAACGUUGUACAUAACGAGAAAUUUUGGAGAAACAUUUACACCCCUACAGAAGUAUGUGAAGUCAUUUGCAUGGUCUUCAGGUUCUUCAUCUGAUGCAUCAAAUUAUUCAGGUGGAUCCAGAAUGACUUCUCCUUUGCCUUUGCUAUUAUAUAUUGAAAGAGCAGAACCAACGGACACAAGUACUGUUCUUACUGUGACCGCAUUAUCCCAGACAAAUGUGUUGAUUGGCAAUGUCCAAGAUUUCUUAGUUAGAGGAGACUUUAUGUUCGCCACCAGGAAAAACAACAAGAACAAUCUAGAACUACUGAUUUCAUAUCGAAGAGCCCUUUUCUUAGAAGGCAUUUUGUGCCAUGUUCCAAAUAGUACGUGGACUGACACCUGGCUGAGUGAUAUAGCAGAAGAAUCAUUUGCUGACUUAUACCGUGUUGAGGGUCUUCUUGGAGUCUAUAUUGCGUCCCGCGUUCUUUCUACUUCUACAUUCAAUAACAAUGCCACCAGUAGAGGCAGAACUCAACCAGUUAUAUCACCAGAACAUUUAUCCAGUGUGAUAACCUUCGAUCAUGGUGCCACUUGGCGACCGAUUUCUCCACCGCGACGAGAUGACGAUGGACAUCCAAUCAAAUGCGACACCAACCUGGGAUGCUCAUUGCAUUUGACUCAGAAAUUCAGUUACAAUACUCAGUUCCAAGUCCGCACCGGCAUCAUUCUCGCCGCUGGUGUUAUCGGACGCUCUUUAAAAGGUCAUCCUGGUGUAUUUUUAAGUCGAGAUGGCGGCCUUACUGGAAUCGCCGUGAAGUAUUUUAAGACGAGAGGCGAAACGAAACGUCUUCUAUAUUCUACUGAUGAAGGUGAUACUUGGAAGAGUGUCGAUUUCCAUUCAAAGGAUUUGAGAAUUUAUGGUUUGAUGACGGAACCAGGGGAGAAUACUACGGUUUUCACUAUGUUUGGUUCAAGCCCUGGUCUACAUCAAUGGCAAAUUAUAAAGGUUGAUUUGGCAGCCGCUUUCGACCGUAUGUGCACGCCCGAAGAUUACAAAUUUUGGGCUCCAGGAGGUCUUUCUGGUGUUUCAGAAAUGGCAUGUUCUAUGGGAUCCAAAGAUACUUAUCAACGAAGGAUACCAAGGGCUAAUUGCUAUAAUGGCAAAGAUUACUCCAGACCGGUUAAUAAAGAAGUUUGCGAGUGCGGAGCUCACGAUUUUGAAUGUUCUCCAGGCUUUACUCGUAGUAGCCAACCGUUCCACUGCCAUAAAAAACCUGAACUAUCAGAGGAUCCGUUUGCUGUUCCCGCCACUUGCAGACCUGGACAAUUUUAUAAAAGGACUAAAGGUUAUAAAAAGAUUAUGGAGAUGUCUGUUUGGGCGGUUAUGAGUACCUCUAUGAACCAGCAACAAUACCGUGUCCCAUUUGCUCCAACAAGAGAAUUUUUAGACAGGAAUAGAAGUUUUUCCUGUAGAUGGUUGAAGAAUGUUAUAGCAAUUGAGUAUGAUAUGAAAAAUGAUUGUGUUUAUUGGGCUGAUAUUGUCAAUGAUACAAUUGGAAGACAGUGUUUGAGAAACGGAACUGAGGAGAGAGAGAUUUUGGUGGAGACUGAUUUAGCUAGUGUUGAAGGUAUUGUUGUACAUCAGUGGCUGGCUAUAUGUUCUCUUUUUACUGAUUGGGAGCCAAUUUCCCCAUCUAUUUCAAGAGCAAAUCUAGAUGGAAGCGAAGUAACUCGGUGUUUACUGCACCUGUUUGUUAGUUGGCCCAAUGGCAUCACUGUAGAUCAUAUCGCUGAACGCAUAUAUUGGGUGGAUGCUCAAGAAGACUAUAUUGCCAGUAGUGAUUUGCAUGGAAAAACUUUGAAAAAUUAUGUCCAAACAAUUGAUAGGAGAUCUCCCUGGACUUAUGGAUCUGAAGAUCUAUGCCCACUCAAUACAAGAAGUUCGUUUUCCGUGAUCUCUACUACAAGGUGUUGUUGUGACGAGGGACAUGGCUGGAACUUUCAUCAGGCGGGACAUCCCAUUUACACUUCCGAUUUGUAUUUCCAUCCCGAAGACCCGGAAACAUUUUUGGUGCACGACGAAGUUGAUGAACAGAAAACGUUGUACAUAACGAGAAAUUUUGGAGAAACAUUUACACCCCUACAGAAGUAUGUGAAGUCAUUUGCAUGGUCUUCAGGUUCUUCAUCUGAUGCAUCAAAUUAUUCAGGUGGAUCCAGAAUGACUUCUCCUUUGCCUUUGCUAUUAUAUAUUGAAAGAGCAGAACCAACGGACACAAGUACUGUUCUUACUGUGACCGCAUUAUCCCAGACAAAUGUGUUGAUUGGCAAUGUCCAAGAUUUCUUAGUUAGAGGAGACUUUAUGUUCGCCACCAGGAAAAACAACAAGAACAAUCUAGAACUACUGAUUUCAUAUCGAAGAGCCCCUUUUGUAGUAGCUCAUUUUUCAUCAGAAUUGAGCUUUCUAGCCAUCCAUGUGGCUGAUGUGACAGAUAGAAGACUGAUGGUAGUGGGUGUUCAUGGUGACACUGUAGCUCAUCUCUAUGUUUCUGAGAGCAAUGAAGAUUUCUCUAGAAUUAAUUUUGUUUUAAGCUUAGAAGGCAUUUUGUGCCAUGUUCCAAAUAGUACGUGGACUGACACCUGGCUGAGUGAUAUAGCAGAAGAAUCAUUUGCUGACUUAUACCGUGUUGAGGGUCUUCUUGGAGUCUAUAUUGCGUCCCGCGUUCUUUCUACUUCUACAUUCAAUAACAAUGCCACCAGUAGAGGCAGAACUCAACCAGUUAUAUCACCAGAACAUUUAUCCAGUGUGAUAACCUUCGAUCAUGGUGCCACUUGGCGACCGAUUUCUCCACCGCGACGAGAUGACGAUGGACAUCCAAUCAAAUGCGACACCAACCUGGGAUGCUCAUUGCAUUUGACUCAGAAAUUCAGUCAGUUGUAUCCUGUUACUAGAUCGGUUACAAUACUCAGUUCCAAGUCCGCACCCGGCAUCAUUCUCGCCGCUGGUGUUAUCGGACGCUCUUUAAAAGGUCAUCCUGGUGUAUUUUUAAGUCGAGAUGGCGGUCUUACUUGGAAGCAAAUUCUGAAAGACUAUUAUUUCUUCAAUUUCGGUGACCACGGUGGCGUUUUAGUCGCCGUGAAGUAUUUUAAGACGAGAGGCGAAACGAAACGUCUAUAUUCUACUGAUGAAGGUGAUACUUGGAAGAGUGUCGAUUUCCAUUCAAAGGAUUUGAGAAUUUAUGGUUUGAUGACGGAACCAGGGGAGAAUACUACGGUUUUCACUAUGUUUGGUUCAAGCCCUGGUCUACAUCAAUGGCAAAUUAUAAAGGUUGAUUUGGCAGCCGCUUUCGACCGUAUGUGCACGCCCGAAGAUUACAAAUUUUGGGCUCCAGGAGGUCUUUCUGGUGUUUCAGAAAUGGCAUGUUCUAUGGGAUCCAAAGAUACUUAUCAACGAAGGAUACCAAGGGCUAAUUGCUAUAAUGGCAAAGAUUACUCCAGACCGGUUAAUAAAGAAGUUUGCGAGUGCGGAGCUCACGAUUUUGAAUGUUCUCCAGGCUUUACUCGUAGUAGCCAACCGUUCCACUGCAUAAAAAAACCUGAACUAUCAGAGGAUCCGUUUGCUGUUCCCGCCACUUGCAGACCUGGACAAUUUUAUAAAAGGACUAAAGGUUAUAAAAAGAUUGAUGGAGAUGUCUGUUUGGGCGGUUAUGAGUACCUCUAUGAACCAGCAACAAUACCGUGUCCAUUUGCUCCAACAAGAGAAUUUUUAGUUAUGGCUCAACGAGAGAAAAUAAUUCGCAUAGAUUUAUCUGCACCAACUAAUGGCACCAUAUCAAGGACAGGAAUAGAAGUUUUUCCUGUAGAUGGUUUGAAGAAUGUUAUAGCAAUUGAGUAUGAUAUGAAAAAUGAUUGUGUUUAUUGGGCUGAUAUUGUCAAUGAUACAAUUGGAAGACAGUGUUUGAGAAACGGAACUGAGGAGAGAGAGAUUUUGGUGGAGACUGAUUUAGCUAGUGUUGAAGGAAUGUCAUUGGAUUGGAUAUCUCGAUUAUUGUACUUUGUUGAUGGAAUGAGACAAAAGAUUGAAGCGAUACAUAUUGAUACAAAUGCUUUUGGACGAUUCCGGAGAACUAUUUUGGAUUCAAAGGUUCUUACAAAACCUAGAGGUAUUGUUGUACAUCCAGUGGCUGGCUAUAUGUUCUUUACUGAUUGGGAGCCAAUUUCCCCAUCUAUUUCAAGAGCAAAUCUAGAUGGAAGCGAAGUAACUCGGUUGUUUACUGCACCUGUUGUUAGUUGGCCCAAUGGCAUCACUGUAGAUCAUAUCGCUGAACGCAUAUAUUGGGUGGAUGCUCAAGAAGACUAUAUUGCCAGUAGUGAUUUGCAUGGAAAACAUUUUGAAAAAAUUAUGUCUGAAGAAGAACGAGUUACUCAUCCAUUUGCUGUAGCUGUUUUCAAACACACCAUGUAUUGGGAUGAUUGGAAAACCAGUGCUGUGUACAGUGCAGACAAAGAUCAUGGAUUACAGGUCCAAACAAUUGCUAGAGAUCUCCCUGGACUUAUGGAUCUGAAGAUCUAUGCCCACUCAAUACAAGAAGGUACAAGCGCUUGUUCUCCCAUGAGUAAUGAGACAAAACCAAAAUGCCCCUAUACUUGUGUUAGCAUGCCUAAAGGGCAAUAUAAGUGUUUGUGUCCUGAUGGAAUGGACGAUAUCGGAGGAAAAUGUUUGUGUCCUGGUGGAUCCGCACCUUUCGCUAAUAACACAUGUCCACAGCAAGCAAAUACCUGCCGACCAGACCACUUUACUUGUUCGAACGGUGUAUGUAUACCACUUUCACUUAGGUGCGAUGGUGGACAAGACUGCGGGGAUGGAAGUGAUGAAUUAAAUUGCGCUUUGGCAAGCAAUGCAAGUGGUUGUGGUGUGAACAUGUUCCGUUGCCAGGACGGAGGCUGCGUACCACGACAUUGGCGCUGCGACUCUGAUCGUGAUUGCAAAGAUGGUAGCGAUGAAGCUAAUUGUCAAUAUGCUGAAUGCUCUGCUGGUGAAUUUAGAUGUGGAAAUGGAAGGUGCAUCUCUUCAAAGUGGAAAUGUGAUGGCGAAGAUGAUUGUCGUGAUGGAACAGAUGAGAAAGAUUGCCCAUCUCGUGCUAAUGUCACAUGUAAAGCAGAUGAAUUCAGAUGUAAUUCAACCAACACUUGCAUACCUAACUCUUGGCGAUGUGAUGCUGAUACUGAUUGCCCUGAUGCUUCUGAUGAAAAAGGUUGUGCCAAUAUUACAAUCACAAACAAUGGUACUUGUGAAGAAUGGCAAUUCACAUGCGCCGAUGGACUUUGCGUUUAUGCAACAUUCAGAUGUGACGGAGCUCCUGAUUGCAGGGAUGGAAGUGAUGAAGUAAAUUGCACUACGAUUUUGCCAGCCUUGGGACCAACUUAUACAGAAAAGCCACGUCCAAGUUUCCAGUCCCAAGAAAAUUGCGUCGAUUGGAUGUUCAAGUGUGCAGAAGAAAGAAAGUGCAUUCCAUACUGGUGGAAAUGCGAUGGGGUCAACGAUUGCGCUGAUGCAUCUGACGAACGGGGCUGCGGAGACCGAACAGGAAUAUCAUCAACUUUCAGGCCACAGACCACAUCUUCUACAUCUAAUAGGACAGGUCCAUCAACUACUAGUAGAUGUGUUGACCGUGAAUUCAAAUGUGAUUCUGGUGAAUGCAUACCCCAGUCUUACGUUUGUGAUGGUUAUCAAGACUGCAGGAGUGGUGAUGAUGAAUUAAGAUGCCUUGAUGGUUCUCAUCACAAGGAAACUAAAGGUUUUAGAUGUAGAAUGGAUGGCACUUGCAUUCCCAAAGAAGUUGUUUGCGAUGGUCACGUUGAUUGUCCAGAUUCCAGUGAUGAACUUGGCUGCUUAAGCCAUAAUAAAACCGAGCAUACAAGUCAAGAAAAACAACCAACUUUGUGUUCACGUGGCUAUUUUGCUUGUGCUACUGGUGAAUGCUUGGCACAGACCAAAUUCUGUGAUGGCAAGCAGGAUUGCUAUGAUGGAUCUGAUGAAUCUAAUUGUGAAGGAAGAAAACGAGUAUACCAGAUUCUCCUUAUGGGCGUCGAAGAUCGCAGCAUUAACUCAUCCAGCUUGCUCCUCUACUGGUCUUUACCCAGAAAUACAAAAGAUGUAAAACUCGAAUUCUUACCCUCCAUUACCCCCAUCUCCAGCAAUCAAGAAACAUGGACAAACCACACCAGUUGGCUUGAGCAAUCUGAACACCGAUUUUUGAAUCUCAAACCAUACACUAAUUAUAACAUGACAGUUUAUGUCAGAGUAAAGAAAGUCGACAAAAGUGAUAAGAAAGGUGAUUCAAAUGGUGUAGAAGUUGCGCCUAUCAAAUUUGUCAAUGCCACUACAUCAGAAGGCAUUCCUGAUAGCCCAACUAAUGUGAAAUUACUUCAACAAAAUGGAUCAAAUAUUCAAGUCACUUGGGAAGAGUCUAAGAAUGUAAAUGGUUUGAGAGGUUAUACACUAUUUGUGUCACCUCCUACACCACCAAGACAGUAUCAAAUACCUGCUCAAACAACAUCUUACACUGUUAGAGGUGAUUUCAAACCAGCAAUGAAAUAUACAUUCUGGCUUGUAGCUCGUAACACAUUAGCUUUAUCAGAAAACUCUAAUACUUCUGAAAUUGUUUUUGAUGGGGAUUCAGUGUUUAGUGAUCGCAUCAGAGGAUUACAUGUUGUUAACGUUGCUGGUGAUAAAGAUAGAGGAGUAUCGAGCAUAUCACUGUCUUGGGACCCUGUGAAAAAUGUUGAUGGCUACAGUGUGCAAAGAAUUUUACCUCUUCCAUAUCCAAAAUUGGAACCUGUAUUUGUUAAGAAGAACGAAAUUGUCAUCAAAAACGCUAGUCCUGGAGUUGAACACGCCAUUUCAGUUUCUGCAGUAAGGAAGCAAUAUCAUUCUAUGUCUAGUUCCAUAACUGUUGCCACUCCAGGAAGAAAUUUCCCAGAUGCUACAGCUAUUCAAGCUCGUCUUAUCAAGCCUGCAGCUGGCAGUAAAUCAGAAAUUGGUGUAGCUAAAGUUACAUGGGAGGCACCAGGAAAGGCAAAAUGGUGGUAUGCGGUUUAUUAUGGCAGAAACAUGCAGGAGCUAUUAGAAAAACCUCGUCUCAUAACCAAGAACCUAACCGCCACCAUCCGCGGAUUAGAGCACUGCUCCUCAUACUUUAUAGCAGUUGGUGUUUUAGCUGGUGAUGGUGCUUCAGGAACCUCAUCUGGUGACUUGGAUAGUUCUCUGGGAUCUCUUGGUGCACGAUGGGCUCCAGGACCUCUUAGUACAGCUGGUUCUGGCACUCUCGACACACCUUAUGAUCCAAAAGCUCCAGUCAGGGAUUUGAAAGCUACUGUUGUUGAGACUAAUGGAGUGGUCAAUAGGAAAGGAUUGCUCAUCACUUGGAAACCAAGCUGUGAUGUUAUCACUCAACCCGUGGGAUAUGUGGCUGAAAUAAUAGAAUUGACCACCAACGAAACAUUCCGCUUCGAAUUGGCAGCAGUUUCCAACAGAACGCUUUCCCAUCUUGUGGAACCUGUAUUAUACGGCGCCAAUUAUCGGAUUCUCGUCAGAACUUCUGGUGAUGGAUUGACAUCGAAAGGUCCAGCCGCAGAUUCUGAAAUUACCGUACAAGGACCCCCAUUACCGGUUCCACAUCAACUGCAGAUGUGGAGGCAGAGGAACAGCUCUUUCUUGGUGCAAUGGAAAGAUGUCAAGAUGCCUGAUGAAAUUAGUUCCAUUAAAUUCAAAUAUGUGUUGUGGGUGUCGACAGGUAAACAGGUUGAUACAAAGACUGGCAAGAAUUAUACUCUAUCAGAAUCAACGUUAAUUCUUGAUUCUUUGGAAGAAGGACAGAUUUAUUCAAUGGCUGUGCAAAUCCAAACUGAACAAGGAAUGCUUUCUGAAUUAAGUGAAGUGGAAUCGAUUCAAGUACCAUUAGGAACGUGGUCGUUGUUCUCUUACGACGAAUCUAGUGGCAAUGGCGGUUCCACAUGGCGUGUGGCUGCACCAGUAUUGAUCCUGGUGACUUUAGCUGUAUGCACCGCCGCCGCUGUUCUCGUUUGGAGGCAUCGAAGGGCGCAGAAUAGUUUCACCAGAUUCGCAAAUUCUCAUUACGACACGAGGACUGGUGCUACUACUAUUGGCGCAGGAGGAGUUUUAGAUGACGAUGUUCCUGAUAUAAGGCCGUUCUCCGACGACGAACCUUUGGUUUUAGCGUAGACCAAAAUUGUGUAAGCGCUGUAUAAUAAAUCAUAUUUAAGUAUUGUUUUGAAUUAAUAAACCUAUUUCGUUGUUGGCUUCUAAAAUCAUUUUAAAAUAUUCAAUAAUGAAAUAAAAACUACGAAGUAUUCGAUUUUAAUAUCAUUGAUUUUAGAGCUCAAGUUAAUAUUUGUUUUUAAAUAUCACACU
Molecule: messenger RNA, 8838 nt
Organism: Ctenocephalides felis (cat flea)
Lineage: Eukaryota; Metazoa; Arthropoda; Insecta; Siphonaptera; Pulicidae
Product: sortilin-related receptor-like
Biological process (GO): post-Golgi vesicle-mediated transport
Cellular component (GO): membrane; Golgi apparatus
Molecular function (GO): protein binding
Source: RefSeq, a predicted model, not a curated record